This is a messenger RNA of Tympanuchus pallidicinctus (lesser prairie-chicken), 9344 nucleotides long. It is a transcript of the gene KLHL29, whose product is annotated as kelch like family member 29. Bases 436 to 3222 code for a protein of 928 amino acids. Lineage: Eukaryota; Metazoa; Chordata; Aves; Galliformes; Phasianidae. The transcript is spliced from 15 exons. Gene Ontology annotation, molecular function: protein binding. The record is from RefSeq and is a predicted model, not a curated record.
GGCAGUAGGUGAGGGGAAGGCGGCCAGACGGGAGCAUGGUCGCGGCUUCGCAGCAGCAACAGCAGCAGCACCGCUACCACAACCAGCAGCAGCCGCCUCCGCCGCGCCGCGCCUCUCUGCCCGGCCUCCAGCGCGGCUCCCGCCGCCCGCAGCCGCGCGGGGCUCUGCGUUAGCGGCGCGGAGGCUGCGAUGCGCAAACCUCCGCCCGCCGCCUCCGCGCAUCCCCCCGCCGCCUGAGGCCCCGCGCUGCCGGCCCAGGGCCGCCCGCGCCCCGCGGAGGGAGGUAAUCUGGCUUCCCAGAAACCUCCUGCUAAAUGCAAGGAUUUGCUGUCCUGUUUACUGACUAUUACACCUGAGGCUGAUUUUGAUACACAUUCUGGAUAUCAUAGGGCAAGGUCUCAAGUUCCCCGUGAGCAGAAGUUGCCCUACAUCGAGAUGUCACGGCACCACAGCCGGUUUGAACGAGAUUAUCGGGCCGGGUGGGAUCGUCGGGACUGGAGCUCCAACGGCAACCACGUCAGCAGCACCAACUGCAGCAGCGCUGCCAGCACCAACAGCAACAAUCGCCCUGGGCUUCUGCCCCUGCCCAUCGUCCCCUCCCGGCUCCCCACUCCAGCCACAGCUACUUGCACCACCGUCAGCAGCGAUGUGAUCACGAGCCUGGUGGCCAACUCGUCUCCAGCUUCGACUACCAAAUGUCGUGCGCUGAUGUCCUUGGUGUCCUGGAGCAGCAAGUGUCGCAGCCGGGACCUCGGUUCCAUACCUCAGCUCCGGUCUCUGAUGUUCUCGCUGAGAAACGAAGGCAGCUGGACACCUUGCAUUUCCAAGACUGAAAAUCAGCCUCAAGGACUUGCAACUAGCGUUAGGUGGGGACAGACACCCAUCAAUCAGUCUACACCUUGGGACACUGAUGAGCCACCAUCUAAACAGAUGAGGGAGAAUGAAAACCCAGGUGCAGCUCCCUGGGUCACCACGGUGGCAGCCGGCAGCCAGCCCGCCCUCAUCACACACUCCUACGGGAUGACGCAGCCGCCCACCUUCAGCCCGGCCGCGAACGUCCAGGCCCCCGUCAUCGGCGUCACGCCUUCCCUCCCUCCGCACGUCACUCCCCAGCUCCCACUGAUGCCGGCCCACUACCAGCUCCAGCCGCAGCCCUCCCAGCCCCUCAGCAACAUGGUGGUCAACCUCCAGAGCCAGCCCUUGUACACCAACAGCCAGCCCCUCAGCAUGUCCUCCAUGAGCGGCGUGGGGCCGGUAGCCCACCCGAGCCCCGGGGUGGUGGGAAACGGCCACCUGGCCUGCCCCAUGCUGCCGCCGCCGCCUCCAGCUCUGCCCUCCGCCGCUUUGCCCAGCAACGCACCCGCCACCAAUGGGCAGGUGGCCGCCCCAAUGCCCCCCAACGCAGCGGCGGGGCCGGACAACACGAACGGGGUGCAGAUGCUGCGGACAAUCGGCGUGGGGAAGUACGAGUUCACGGACCCCUGGCACCCCAAAGAAAUGUUGAAGGAGUUGAACCAGCAACGCAGAGCGAAAGAGUUUACAGACCUGAAAAUUAUUGUUGAAGGCAAAGAGUUUGAAGUCCACCAAAAUGUUCUAGCUUCCUGCAGCUUGUAUUUCAAGGACCUGAUUAAAAGGUCACCAAGAGACAGUAGCAGAAGUGGGGAGAAGCUGGAAUUGGCCAUGUCCAACCUCACUGCGGAUGUCCUGGAAUUACUCCUGGAGUUUGUUUAUACAGGUUCUUUGAUCAUAGAUUCAGCCAAUGCAAAAACUCUCCUGGAAGCUGCCAGCAAGUUCCAGUUUCACACUUUCUGUAAAGUCUGCGUUUCAUUUCUAGAGAAACAGCUGACUGCUAGCAACUGCUUAGGAAUAUUAGCCAUGGCUGAAGCCAUGCAGUGCACUGAACUAUACAACAUGGCCAAAGCAUACGCCCUGCAGAUUUUCCCAGAGGUGGCAAACCAAGAGGAGAUCCUUAAUAUCUCAAAAGACGACUUCAUUUCCUAUAUGUCCAAUGACAGCCUGAACACCAAAGCAGAGGAGCUGGUGUAUGAAACAGUGAUAAAGUGGAUUAAGAAGGACGCUGCAAUCAGAGCUCAGUACGCCGCGGAGCUGCUGGCGGUGGUGCGUCUCCCCUUCAUCCAUCCCAGCUAUCUGCUAAAUGUUGUUGACAAUGAGGAGCUGAUAAAGUCUUCGGAGGCCUGCCGGGAUCUGGUGAACGAAGCCAAGCGUUAUCACAUGCUGCCGCACGCCCGGCAGGAGAUGCAGACACCGAGGACCCGGCCCAGGCUCUCUGCAGGCGUAGCUGAGGUGAUAGUCUUAGUUGGGGGCCGUCAGAUGAUUGGCAUGAACCAACGUGCUUUAACAGCGGUCACUUGCUUAAAUCCUCAAAACAACAAGUGGUACCCUUUGGCCAGCCUGCCCUUCUAUGAUCGGGAGUUCUUCAGCGUGGUCAGUGCUGGAGACAACAUUUAUCUUUCAGGCGGCAUGGAGUCGGGUGUCACACUGGCUGACGUCUGGUGUUACAUGUCCUUGCUCGAUAACUGGAACCUCGUGUCCCGGAUGACAGUCCCCAGGUGUCGACAUAACAGUCUGGUGUACGACGGGAAGAUUUAUACCAUCGGAGGGGUCGGCGUGGCAGGCAACGUUGACCAUGUGGAAAGGUACGAUACCAUCACCAACCAGUGGGAGACCAUCGCUCCUCUGCCCAAAGCUGUGCACUCAGCUGCUGCUACAGUCUGCGGUGGGAAGAUCUAUGUCUUCGGUGGGGUGAACGAAGCCGGCCGAGCUGCGGGGGUCUUGCAGUCCUACAUCCCUCAGACCAAUUCAUGGAGUUUUAUAGAGUCUCCAAUGAUCGAUAACAAAUAUGCUCCUGCAGUCACUCUCAAUGGGUUCAUCUUUAUUCUUGGAGGAGCUUAUGCACGAGCAACCACCAUCUAUGACCCAGAGAAAGGCAAUAUUAAAGCAGGUCCCAACAUGAACCACUCCAGGCAGUUCUGCAGGAAAUCCAGAAAGAUCACCCCUUUCAUAUCCCAGAAGACAGUGCACAUCACUUUACCUGCAGAGAGCUGCAUCUGGAACCUUUUCUUUGAUGAGGAAUUCAUGCUGCCACACCAAGAACUGCUGUUUCGACUCCAGCUCAUACUGUUGACACCACAUCUCAUCACUGGCAAUGAUAUGUUCAGGAAAUCAUCACCUGCACCCUCAUAUUGGGUCAGUAGGUCCUAACAAACUUGCGCACAGAGUUCUUUCUGUUCCUGUGUAAGCAUUCAUGGGACCCACCUGGCACAGCCUUUGCGAUAUCCCAACAUUGCCACGAUCAUUUUCAACACACUGAGGUCAACAUUCUGCUUUGUACACAGUAUCCUGAUCAUAAUCUACCAACGUAUGUGGAUGAGCUGAUUAAGACACUCUUCAUUUCGUGGUGUUACAGCUGUGCAUGGCUGUCCUGAAUGUGGCUUAUCUUUUGUGUUGCUGUCACCACUGCUGAAAUGCACCAACCACCAUCUCUCUGUGCUACAUUCGCUGUUUGGUCUCCUUAACUGUUCAACAAGUGGGUGCCAUUCUGGAGGAAUUCAGUGACACAGCUUUGCUUCAUACACACUUCCAUAUCAGGCACCAUUCUGUCCGACUGCCUCUCUGCUGCCAUGUGUCACAAGGCAACAAAAUGUGACUGGAUAUUGGUGGGAAGGUUCAGCCUCUACUGCCAUUCCACCAGCAUCCUCUGAUGUCUCUGCAGCCUCUGAUGUCGUGGGCUGACAUAAUGAAAUAGGAGACAUUAUUUUCGGAGCCGACUUCGUAGAUGAGACUGCUGAAGUAGCGAAGUGUCAAACUGAAUGAUCUGACGGAUAGUUUGUGCUUGCAUUUGGACCGAAGCAAGCAGCUUUGGUUCCAUCAUAUACUGUGAAUGGACCAACAGUGAAAAAGGUCAGCAAUUAAGUAGUCAAAGCAGGCAAGCUGGUCGCGGUUCACCCAGGCCCCUUUACAGCCUUAGCAGAGAAGCUGUUUGAACCACCGCUGUUGAUUUGUAACAGCUCUUACAAUUCAGGGGGAUUCAGGUGGAUCGGGGCACUGCCGAAGCUUUUCCUGUAUUUUGAAAAAGGUGAAAGGCAGAUUUUUAGUGUGGCAGUUAAUUUUGCAAAGAAUCGGCAGCAGGCUAAGUGGUCUCGCAUUUAGUCUGAUGUUGGUCCUUGGACGAAUAGCAGAGAGGUUAAUUUGGGAUUUCUUCAACAGAUAACUAGAUACUAAUAAUUAAAUGAACAGCAAUCAAUGCGUUUUCCUGGAAAACAGGACUUUGUCAAGCAAACCUUCUGUCUUUCAGUUUUGGGGUGGGAGUUGGGUUCUUUGUUUUGUUUUUUAAUAAAACACGCCUGGCUGCUCAAGACAACUGUGGAGCUGUAAUGUACUGCGAUUUCUCCCAGGUAUUUGGCUGGUAUUACAUGGAAUUAACACGGCACACAUUAGAGAGAUUAAAUCUGCUUCACUGACAGAUCUCAAAAUGUAGUUGUUAAUGAGAAGAUAUCAUUGAGAAAGGCCAUCAGCAACAAGCAUUAAAUCUUCUUCAGUGCUAGGUAAUAUUUCUACCAGCGAUCCAGGUAAUAGAAAAACUCCCCUGGUAAGGUUGCAGGUGGUGUAACAUUUGGUGGGGUUACAAAUACUACAGAAUGAGCAAUAUCUGCAUGUCCCAGUUAGGCAGUCUCAAGCUAGCAGUGGUGGUGUAAAUGCAAAGCAAUGCAUUUAAGAAGCACAGUUGCAGCUGCACCUGCCCAAACUCCCUUUAGAAAGCCACGGAGGAGGAGCUAACAGAGGCUGCUCAGAGCUGCACAAUGUGAGCUCUCACUGCAAUGCUGUGGAUAAAAGUCAGUGUGAUACUGGAUGUAGCACAUGAGCUGUAACAGAGGAAUGAGAACAAGUUGGGAAGAGGAAGCAGUGCUGUAUUGCAAACCAUAGGGGCUGGAAGGGACCUCUGGAGAACAUCUAGUCCCUAGAGAAGGUUGCACAGUAAAGCAUCCAAAUGGGUUUGAGUUGCUCCAGGAGAUUCCACCACCUCUCUGGGCAGCCUGUUCAGAGCUCUACCACCCUCACAGUAAAGAUCUUCUUCGUGUUCAUAUAGAGCUUCCUGCGUUGCAGUCUCUGCCCAUUGCCCCGAAAAGAGCCUGGCUCCAUCUGCUUGACUGCCAUCCAUUAGACAUUUAUAAGCAUUGCUAAGAUCCUCCCAGCUUUCUCUCUUCACACAAAAUAUAUGAAUUUUUAUACGAAUUUUAAGGAGUUAUAAAAGAAAAGCUGAGAGGUUACUCAAUCACUGGGAGCAAGUGGAAGAGCUUUCGGUCUCAGCAGAUGAAGGCACAGUGGGUUACAAGGGCCAGAAAGUGACAUUAUGCAUCUGAGCCUUCCAGCAAGGCACUACACUACCAGCAAUCAGACAGCGAGCCGCCGGGGCCGAGCACACCACCACGGUGUUUGUAUGAGAAGAUUAGAUGUGCUCCCAACAGAGAGGCUGCCUGGGGAAAAGUCUGUGGCCUUAUACACAAACUGAGAAUGACUGCGCGCUGAGGUCCCUCCAGACCUCAGUCUCUGAGUCUACAAAUUCCUCAUUCCUCUCAUUAGCUGGGAUCACAAAAACACGCUUUAAAAGCAGCAACAUAAACAACUUAAAAAUUAACCAUGUGCUAUUGAUCUCCUCUCAACAGGAAUCACACACCACCAAAUUUGCUGGGAAAAUCUUGACCGUAUCACCUCUGUUCUUACCUGCACUGCUUUUACAUGAUAAGUGGGAUUGCUUAGACAACAGGGAAGAUAAAUGCACGUGGUAUUCCCUGCGUAGCACAUGUGAAAACAGAGAGGUCCAUUGGAACUGUUUUAAUAUCCAGCUAAAUUGCUCUUAAUGAAAAACUAAAAAUAAACAGCUCAGAUCUCCAGCUCACGCCUCUCCUGAGCACCCACUUUCAGGUUGAGCCUGGUCUUGUGGAAGUGGGUAAGAAUCUUUCAGAUUGGAAAGGAGCACUAAGACCAUCAAGUCCAACCACCUACCACCAAUGUUGUUCACAAAACCAUAUCCCUCAGUGCCACGUCUCCACGUUUCUUGAACACCUGAAAUUCGUGUUGACCUAGAAUCAACCCAUUGAGGGAUGCUGCCAAGCGGGCAAAGCGUGCUAAAAUGCCAUGGCCAGUGUCUUGACGGGGCACCUUGAAGGGUACGUGGGGGCCUGAGCUGGGCAGCCUCCCUGUGUGGGUCAGGGCUGUUCCUUCCUGCAGUGCCCUUCAAGGGGUUAUUUUUCCACAAGCAAAAAGAAUACAGAAUGCAUGCCAGCGUAUCAUUAAAAAUUCCAUCUCCUGCUUGCUUGGAAUGCAGGCAGCGUGCACACAGAAGUGCGCUACAGCGAUCCUCCGCGGGGGAACGGCGGCAGCGUGGUGGUGCCAGCAAUAAUUCCAGAGCAGCUAAUUUAGUACCAGCAAUUCCCAGUAGGUACCAGAAAAGCAUUUUCUUCCUCCUCCUCCUCUGUUAACCAGCAAGAUUUAUUAGAUUGGUUCUGCCGAAUGGAAAUCUUUAAUAAAACUUAGAGUGGGGCUGAAAAGUACAACAAGAACAGGGUUCGUUUGUGAAUGUAUUUUAUUUUUUCCCUCUCCUUUCUAAAUAAGCCCUUGUUCUUGAAGCACGGUGGCUCCUGUGCUUGCUGAUGUAUGGCACUGGCUGCAGGCUGAUUCAUUUCCUUGUUGCAAAGUUUGCGGUGACCUGGGGUGCUGGCUGGGUCAGAUCACAGCUCGUGUGGGCAGCUGCUCCCCAGUGAUGUUAUUACACAGCUCCUUAAUGGCCACGCACGUCUCGAGGCCACAGAUGCGCCGCUCUCGCAGCACGCAGCGCUUGCAGUUGGGCCAGAAGGGAAAACCUACAUCUUGCAGCACGUCUGAAGGAGAUGUGUGGCUGGGACUGCGUGAGGCAGACAGCUGAUGGGAACUGCAGCACCAGGCUAAUAGCAAUGAUGGCUGCAGCAGCUUGCGACACGAAGGAUUUCUGUGUGCAUUAAGGCGUAACUGAUACAUACAGAGCACUUGAGCCAUUACUGAUGUGCAGCGGGCUUUGGAAUAAAACAUUGCUGGUUUUCAGCAACAAGUAACAAUGCCACACAAUGGUUUUGGAUCAUUAGCAGGGGAAAGUGCUCACGGAGUACGGGAGAGUCUAACUGGAGUUUGGCCAAAACACUCACACUAAUAAUCCUGCUCCAAGAAGUGGCAUGAUAGCCUUCUAAUUGCCCAUGACUAAUCUGGACCCUCGUUUAUCCGUCUCAUUGUAAAGCUGACACCCCUGGCAGCCCGAGCUCGAGCUUCUUGCGCAUAACAGCCCAGCUGCUAACUGACCACAAAAAGCUACGAGCUCAUGACAGCGCUUUGGCACCCUGAGCACAACGAUUCACCACCCUCCAUCUCACAAACGCUCAAUGGGACAGGCCACUGCAAAGCAAGAGCUGCCCUCCUUCGUUAGACCUUUGUGAAGACUGAGGGCAGGAAAGAAAUUCAUCCACUAAUAAACACUGAGAUUUUUCUCUGUCUUCCAAGCAAAAUUCCAUCGAUAAAUCUGAUAAUAUUUAAUAACGUUUUUGCAUCUGUUUAGAAUAAAUCAGUGACUCCUUGUGCACACAGGCACAAGUGAGGCAGGAAAGGAGCUUUGUUUGCAGCCUCAGAACAUAUUAAGUCUUGGUGAAUCAAAACAACAUGCUAAUUCAGCUGCUUCAAAUCUGUUUCACAACUCCAGACAAGACAAGAUUCUUUCUUCUUUUCUUUUCUAAGAGUUCCUGAUAAGGCUGAUGUGAUCUUUCGUACUAAGCAGGAAAUUUUAAAAUAACAAUAACAAACAAAAUGAACAAACUUCUCUGGUACUCCCUCCACUUGGUGUUGUUGUAAUGCCAUCGAUAUUACGAGAGAGAUGUGUGGGAGCUGGAGUUUCCAGGCAUCCAACCUCACAAAUGCCAAGAGCUGAGGCACUGAUGUGGAAUCACAGAAUGGACUGGGACAGAACAGACCUUAAAGUCCACUCAUGGCAGGAUUGCUCCUCAUCAGAUCAGGCUGCCCAGGGCCCCAUCCAUCUUGGCCUUGAACAUCUCCAGGAGUUGGACAUCCCCAGCAACUCCAUCAGGAGACUUUUAAUGAAAAGCAGAGGGCUCACAACACCCUCCAGAGGAACAGUGCCACCAAACCAUGGCAGCUCAUUCCACCACUGGCUCUGUAGCCAGGGCUCCAUGCUGGAGUGUGAUACAGGGAGGGUUCACAGGGACAUCAAUUGGCAGAGCAGCAGACAGCAAAGCUGGUGAUCCCAUGUGAUCAAAUAUACUUUUUAAAAAGCAAAGUCAAUGAUUCAUUUUACCCAUCAAGUUCUUGAAUGGCCAGCUGUCACAGAGAUCAUCUCUGCCACCUGUUUGCUUAAGCUGAGACACCAUCCUUUCAGGUACCUCAGCUGCUGUUAGGAUCACGGUGCACAGCUUCACAGAGGUCAGCAGACAGGCUGGACUAGAGGUGGCUGUGUCAGGGGACAGUCAUGGUGUGGUCCUCUGUUGUCCUUAUGGUUUGGGCAGUCGCAGUUGCUACCUUGGGUGAGUUGGCUGCAGGGCGAUAGGUGAAGGCUCUACAGCAGUAAUUAUCUGGGGAGUAGAAAAGAGGGCUAUAAUUUGCAAAAUGCUGAAACAUAUUUUCCUGGAAGGCAUGGAUAAAGCGACCUCCAUUCCAAUGACCAUUACCUUCACCCAGGGCACGCUGCUGGACUGGAGCAGGUCUGGCUGCUCUUUAGCUGGAGAGGUCACUGCUCUGGAGCUGCUGGGGGUUUGUGUCUUCCACAGCAAGGUUACGUGGUGCGGAGCUUCGUUCCUGCCCAGGUUCUGACAACCCAUAAUCAUUUUAUCUCUCAGUAUUAAUGGCACCGAGCAAUAAACUUGCAUCCUAAUUAUUGUAAUUAUUUCUUUCUUCGUACGUCAGCCUCAGUAAUGAUGGUUUUACAGCCGAUGGGGUGGAAGGGAGAAAAGAAAUAUUGUCACAGUAAUGAAGAGAGAGCAAUGAGCAUUCUCCUUUCCACUCACUUUCCUUAGGGUUUUGAAGCCCACUUGAGUUUCCUGCCCCCUAAAGUCCCAGAAAUUAACAGUGAUUGCCCUAAUAUUGGAAAGUAGCGGUAAUCUAGGACUCAGUUUCUAACUGACCUUAAGUACCUGCCUCCUGCUUUAGCCCUGGAGGUGCCUGAAUAUCUCCACAUCUCCUGCACACGUAAGUAUUGGCUGCACUCUCCAGAACUGCCUAUUUCUUGGUAGCAGGAGGAGCUCCCAGGCUUGGCUCACAUGCUAAGUGCUAUGCCAGUCUUAGCUGUGGGA